ACGAACGGCGUGCGAAAUUUCGUGAGCGCAUGAUCCUGACGGGGUUGGAACAUUUAUCGGUUUUGUUCGGGAGCUCUCCCGCUCACGCCCACAUCUCCUCCCCCUUCGCGUGUGCGGAUCUGUCCGACACGAGCAGCGAUCCACGCACGUCAAGGUUAAAAUGGAAGGGACAGCAGCAGGUCCUGCGCGUUCCUUUAGUUUUCUCUCCGCUCUGUUCAUCCCCUUCCUCCUUUUUAUUUAUUUUUAUUUUUAUUUUUUGACUGUGCGUUCGUGACGUCGGUCGGAGAGGGCGUUGACUAAAAACGGAACACGCUCCGCUUUGGCCGCAAUAUCGACGGAGGGUCCCGCAGUCUCGAACGGCCAAGCGAAACGGUGAAAACGGACCGGCCGGAUCUGCAGGAAGCAGCUCCCCCCCCUCUCAUCCAACGAAACCAAAUUUUGGUUUAGUUUUUUGUUUUGGUUUAGUUUUUGUUUUUGUUAUAAUUUCUUCCGGUGGCGGAAUUGUUUAUCUUCUUACUGACGCAAUUCUGACGCUGACGCAUUGCCAGACGCUGCCGUUUGAUUUUCGUCCUAUGCUGCAGGCCAUCCGCCAUUCUCUCGUCUACAAUCUGCGUUACAAAGAUUGAGAGAAAAAAGCGGCUCGACUCGAGAGAGAGAGAGAACCUCGUUGACCCUUUAAACCUUUUAAUCGAUAGAAAAAAAGAAAAGCGUUUCAUAAAACAUCCAGUCCCUCCCUUUUCCCCAUUUUUAUUCAUUUUUUUAAAUUGCGUGUUUGAUCGCUAAACAAAGAAAAAAGGAAACAAAAUGGCCACUGUCAAAUGAUUGCGAUCGGCAUCGCCCUCCACGUUUAAAUUGAAACCCCCAAAAAUAAAAACAAAAAUCAAAGAAGAAAGAAAGAAAAAAAUUAAGACAAGAUGCCGAUGAUUCCGUUUCUCAACAUGGAGCUGUCGCUGGCCAAAGAGAUCGUGAUGGAGAAGAUCCGCGAGCCGCACAAUCAACGUCGAUUGGUGCUCGUCAUCGUUUCGAUCGCCCUCCUCCUGGACAAUAUGCUCUACAUGGUCAUCGUGCCCAUCAUCCCUGAUUAUUUGAGGACCAUCGGAGCCUGGGAUACCCACAUCGAAGGUGGCGAGUACGUGACGGAGCCGAGCAGCGUCCGGUGGCACGUCAACACGACGGGCAACUACAGCGUUCCAGGCAACAAGACGAGUCUCCAUUUGGUCAACGGGGUGGUCGUUUACGAAGGAGAGGAUGCGGCCAUUGGGGUCCUGUUCGCUUCCAAAGCCAUCGUCCAGCUGAUGAUCAAUCCGUUCUCGGGAGCUCUGAUCGAUCGGGUCGGGUACGAGCUGCCCAUGAUGAUCGGCUUGACCAUCAUGUUCUUCUCGACGGCCGUCUUCGCUUGCGGCAGGUCGUACGGCGUUCUGUUCUUCGCCCGUUCCCUGCAGGGCGUCGGUUCGGCCUUUGCCGACACCAGUGGGCUGGCCAUGAUAGCCGAUCGUUUCACCGAAGAGAGCGAACGAACGAAAGCGCUGGGCAUCGCUUUGGCCUUCAUCUCCUUCGGAUGCCUAGUAGCGCCGCCCUUCGGCGGACUUCUCUACGAAUUCGCCGGCAAGGAGCUGCCCUUUUUGAUCCUGUCUCUCGUCUGUUUGGUGGACGCUUUGAUGCUCAAACUGGUCAUGAGGCCGAGAGGAUUGAGCCAACUGGGCAAAUCGACAUCAGCUGUUAAUUUGGCUGGCGCCCAGGGGCCCCAAGUGGGGACGCCCAUUUGGAGGCUGCUGAUGGAUCCCUACAUCGCUGUCUGCUCAGGUGCCCUGAUGAUGGCCAACGUGUCGCUGGCCUUCCUCGAGCCCACCAUUUCCGUGUGGAUGAUGGACACGAUGAACGUCGAACAAUGGCAACUGGGCAUGAUUUGGCUGCCCGCGUUCUUCCCGCACGUCCUGGGCGUGGUCCUGACCGUUCGAAUGGCCGCUCGCUAUCCGCAGUACACGUGGGUCAUGGCCGCCUUCGGACUGGCCCUGGAAGGUCUGUGCUGUUUCAUCAUCCCGUUCGCCACGUCCUACUGGGUCCUGAUGAUCCCCAUCUGCGGAAUAUGUUUCGGAAUCGCCCUCAUCGAUACGGCCCUCCUGCCCACCAUGGGCUACGUGGUCGACGUGCGUUACGUCAGCGUUUACGGCAGCAUUUACGCCAUUGCCGACAUCUCGUAUUCGUUCGCCUACGCUAUCGGCCCCAUCAUCGCCGGCAACGUUGUCGAUUCCAUCGGAUUCCUGGCCCUCAACAUCGGCAUCGCCGUGUCCACGCUCUUGUUUUGCCCAGUGCUGAUGCUCUUGCGUCACAUCUACGAAUACAAGCCGUUCGGGACCAACGCCGAUGGAGAAGAAAUGACGGGACUCGGUCCCGCGCCCACCAUCGGCCACGGAUUCUCGGGCAUCGCUGGAGGAGGGUCCAACAUUAUUCCGCUCAUGUCCGAUCCUCCUGAUAAACAAUACCAGACGUACGCCCUGCAGGAGUCUGGUGGUCAGCCGCGCUAUCAGAUGAGCGCCAAUAACGCGCUACCCUCGCAGCCGAAGAAUCACUUGGAAUACGGCAGCGCUAGGCAUCAGGAUACGAAUGUCGAUGCUUCGUCCACGGCUGCGAAUCAUCACGGCAAUGGCUAUAAUAAUCGGAACAAUCAACAGUCGGAGAGUAAGAAGAAACCGCCCGUCCCUCCGCUGCCGCAAAAGAUCCAAAUGACCCAAAGGCCUACGGCCAUGGCCACGGCUAACGAGACGACCGUCACGGCCGCGGCCACGAGACAACAGGAAUCCAAUCCGUUUCUAGCCAGUUGGGAUUGAACCAAAUGAGUUUUCCAGAAAGAAAGAAAGAAAUUGAGUUUUUUUUCCAGUUGUCUGUGUCAUCGUAAUUGAUUGAUUUAACUUUGAUUUUUUCUUUCUAAAUCUUAGACGUUGAUGUCUCUCUUAUAACACGAAAGGCAAACAUUUCUAAUUGAAUCGGGGGUUGUGCGUGACAUGUUCUAGUCGAUAUACUGCGAUUUUACACCCUUAACUUAACCCCAAUUUUAUUACGUAAUAAUAGUAGAAUAUUUAAUAAUAUUGUUGUUUUCAUUUUUAUUCAAAUCGAAAAAGAAAGAAAGACACUUAAACGCCGGCUAAAAGAAAAACAAAAAUAUUUCUCUGGCUUAAAAGAAUUAUUUCAUCAUCGUCGAUGUGUAAUCAUGCAAUAAAGUGUGUUAUAUGCAUGACCCCCCCCCCCCCUUUCUUCCUUUCUGUGAAUCAUGUGUAACAAUUAAUAUCCUUAAUAUACACUAACCCCUUGAGAAACUUGACGAUAGUUAACACAGCAAGACGAAUUGAUACAGCCCCUAAACUGACAAGUCCAUCCCUAAUUCGAUUUUAAGUUCAUUUGCAUUUCGAACGCUCCAAAGUCCACCCCGUCAUUCAAAGAUUUUUUUAUUAUUGCAAAAUUUCAAAACGAGCGCAGCCGAAUUUCGUUUUCAAAACUCGUUUCAAUUGAAUUCGCUAAUUUCUAAUUAUUACGAAUUUUCUGGGUUGUGUCACUUUCCAUUCUCUAUUAUAUAGCGUGUUUAUGUAUAAACAAAGCAUAUCAAUGUCAAUCGCUUGAUUGUUUUUGUCUUCUAUAGUGAAAAACAUAGUAGCAUUUCAAAAAGAGGCCCCUCAUCAUCGUCCACGAGCACAAUUUAUCAUCGUUUUCUGUUUUUAAUAACAUUUAUCUACUAUUAAUAUACAUGUGUGUGUGUGUGUUGGAUAGCAUAAGACGUCGGAAAUGUGUAUAGUCUAAUGAAUUGGGGUCGGUGAAAACAAGGUGAUUAAAGCAAAAAAAGGAAUGAAAAAGGAGAAGAGAAACAAAACAAAAUCGAGUCGGAAAUGUACAAACCAAUUUAUCUCUCCCUUCCCCCAUUUUUUUUUUUGCUAACUGUCAAAUCAAUAAAGCACAUAUAGUUCUAUGUCUGUUUGCCAUUUUUUUUUAUUUUUUGUAAAUAUAUAUAUCGAUUUAAGUUUUUCAUUUGUUUUCGGCUAACUCGAUCACCUUUUUUCUAUACACAAUCAGCACACUCGACUGUUGUAGCUGCUUCUCUUUGCAUCGAUUUCUAUAUUUAUUGUAUAAAUAUCCUUUUUUUUCCCCAAAAAGGAAUAACACAAGUCGAUUGUAAUUGUUAUUUAUCUAUCAAAACAAUUUGCUAUCUCUCUCUCUUUCUCUGUGUGUGUGUGUGUGUGAUGUGUGUGCGAUGGUGUCAUAACAAUAAAACGAUCAAGUCGUG
Molecule: messenger RNA, 4273 nt
Organism: Daphnia magna
Lineage: Eukaryota; Metazoa; Arthropoda; Branchiopoda; Diplostraca; Daphniidae
Product: vesicular acetylcholine transporter
Exons: 3
Coding region: 915-2828 (637 amino acids)
Biological process (GO): transmembrane transport; neuromuscular synaptic transmission; xenobiotic transport
Cellular component (GO): terminal bouton; cytoplasm; membrane
Molecular function (GO): choline O-acetyltransferase activity; acetylcholine transmembrane transporter activity; xenobiotic transmembrane transporter activity
Source: RefSeq, a predicted model, not a curated record